UGUUCUGUACCUUGAUGACCAAAAUAUAAACCUUCAGUCACGUGCAUUAAUCCUGUCGCAGUUGGACAGUGUGUGUGAUGAUGAUCAGGACCCGGAACUGCAGAACCUCAUUUGUCUGGAGACGCUUCAGCUGCUCAUCAUAAAGGUUCUGGAGGAUGGGUUCGACGUCUCUGAUCGGGGUUCUGCGCGCGCUGCUCCACAGCUGCUCGGUGUCCGGGAUCCUCGCGCUCUCCGCGGCUGCGCUCCUGUGCGCGCUCGCGGCGCGUCUCGCCGUCAAACGGCACGCGCUGAGGUGCUUCAACCAGCCGCCGCAGCGAAACUGGCUGAUGGGACACAUGGGACUAAUGGGCCAUAAUGAAGCGGGACUGCAGGCCAUUGAUGAUUUGGUCAGGAGGUACGUCCACUCCUGUGCCUGGUAUCUGGGUCCCUUCUAUAACAUGGUCCGUCUCUUCCACCCAGACUACAUCAAGUCACUUCUGACCGCCUCGGCUAACAUUACUUUCAAAGACAGGAUCUUUUAUGGGUUCAUGAAACCCUGGUUGGGUCACUGUCUUCUGCUCCAGAACGGUCAGGAAUGGUCACGCCACCGCCGACUCCUAACUCCAGCGUUCCACUUCGACAUCCUCAAAAAAUACGUUCACAUUUUUAACCAGUCCACCAACAUCAUGCACACUAAAUGGCGCCGCCUGCUGGCCGAAGGACAGAACAGCCUGGACAUGUUUGAGCACAUGAGCUCCAUGACUCUGGACAGUCUGCUCAAAUGCACCUUCAGCUGUGACAGUCACAGUCAGGGGGAACCCAGUGAAUACAUCACAGCUAUCCUGGAUCUGUCUAAACUGCUCGUUCAGAGACAGCAUUACCUUCCGUAUCACUGGGACUGGCUGUACUGGCGCUCCGAACAGGGACGGCGCUUUCGCAAGGGUUGCGACAUCGUACACAGCUUCACUGCUAAAAUUGUUCAAGAACGGCGUUCCCAACUCAAACAGCAGGAAUCCGGGAAGAGCAACACGAAAAACCUGGAAUACACAGGAGGAUACAAGAAGAAGGACACGGACCUCAUCGAUUUACUGCUUCUGUCAAAAGAUGAGAAUGGCGAGGGACUCACGGACGAGGAGAUCAAGGCACACGCAGAUAUGUUCAUGUUUGCAGGUCACGACACCACCGCCAGCGCCCUCUCCUGGAUCUUCUACAAUCUGGCCAUGCAUCAGGAUCAUCAGGAGCGCUGUCGUGCUGAGGUCAUGUCGCUGCUGCGGGACGGAGAGACACAAGACAUCAGCUGGGAGGAUCUGAGUCAGCUGCCGUUCACCACCAUGUGCAUCAAGGAGAGUCUGCGGCUUCACUCGCCUGUUCUGGCGCUGACACGAUACUACUCACAGAACAUGAAGACGCCAGGAGACUGUGUCAUUCCUCAGGGAUGCCUCUGUUUGAUUAGUAUUUAUGGUGUCCACCGUAACCCUGAGAUCUGGACCGACCCAGAGGUGUUCGACCCCAUGCGCUUCGACCCGGAGAACUCACACGGACGCUCUCCUCACGCUUUCAUUCCUUUCUCAGCAGGACCCAGGAACUGCAUUGGGCAGAACUUCGCCAUGGCAGAGAUAAAGGUGGUUGUCGCUCAGACUCUGUCCAGGUUCAGGAUUCUGCCGGGACCCAAACCGGUGCGGCGUCUCUAUCAGCUGGUGCUGAGAGCAGAAGGAGGCCUGAUUCUGAACGUCGAGAGGCUCAGCGAGUGACCAGCGCUGAAGCACAUCCCCUUACAAUGCUUACUGUGAUAUUUUUUAAUAAUUUAUUAUUGGUUCAAAGUUUUAAAGGGGAACUGUUGAAUUGCAAACCAACUGUUUUGUAACAUAUACUGCUCUAACUGCGUAAACUUAUUAUGCUUUGAUUGAAAAUUUAAAAACUUUGUUGCAUAGCCAAUUUUGCUUUUUUAAAUAUUAAAAAGAUGGAAAUAUAAUUAAAAUAUAUUUCAGUGAA
Molecule: messenger RNA, 1971 nt
Organism: Ctenopharyngodon idella (grass carp)
Lineage: Eukaryota; Metazoa; Chordata; Actinopteri; Cypriniformes; Xenocyprididae
Gene: cyp4f3
Product: cytochrome P450 4F3
Exons: 13
Coding region: 156-1730 (524 amino acids)
Molecular function (GO): oxidoreductase activity, acting on paired donors, with incorporation or reduction of molecular oxygen; iron ion binding; heme binding
Source: RefSeq, a predicted model, not a curated record